CGGGCGCGGAGCGGGGCGCCAGGGCGGGCCCGGCGGAGGUGCGGGGGUGCGCCCGCCAGGCCGCCGGGUGGGCUGGGCGCCCCGAGAGACAAGAUGGUUAGCAGGGCGUGAACUCGAGACACCGUAGUUUCCCAUCCUGACGUGUGUGCAGCGGUGCAAAGUUAGUGCCGAGGAAGGACUUUCGAGAUGGUCGGCUCCCAUUCCUUCGUUUUCCGGGGGAGGAGGACGCAGACCCCGAGGAGGAACGCGGCGGCCGGAAAUUCGCCGAGCUAGGCUUCACGCUCCUUGGUCCUCUGAGGAAAAUGGCAGACACAUCCUCAGAGCCUUCUGGGCAGCUGGUCGUCCACUCAGACACGCACAGUGACACUGUUCUGGCCAGUUUGGAGGAUCAGCGGAAGAAAGGCUUUCUCUGUGACAUCACUUUGAUCGUGGAGAAUGUGCAUUUCCGGGCUCACAAAGCCUUACUCGCUGCCAGUAGCGAAUACUUCUCAAUGAUGUUUGCCGAGGAGGGGGAGAUCGGCCAGUCCAUUUAUAUGCUGGAAGGCAUGGUUGCCGACACCUUCGGUGUCCUGCUGGAGUUUAUCUACACGGGUUGUCUCCAGGCCAGUGAGAAAAGUACAGAACAAAUCCUGGCCACCGCUCAGUUCUUAAAAGUCUAUGACCUGGUAAAGGCUUACACAGAUUUCCAGAAUAAUCACAGCUCCCCGAAGCCAUCGACUCUGAACACCGGCAGCACUCCAGUGGUGGUUAUUUCUAAUAAGAAGAACGACCCCCCAAAACGGAAACGGGGAAGACCGAGAAAAGUCAACAGUUUGCAGGAGGGGAAAUCACAGCUGGCUGCAGAGGAAGAAAUACAGCUGAGGGUAAACAACUCCGUUCAAAAUAGGCAUAACUUUGUGGUCAAAGAGGGAGAGAGUGGCUUGCUGAAUGACCAGAUUCCAGCAAAAGAAAUGGAGGAUUCUGAGUCGGCCUGUGAGCCAGGUAGAGGGGAGGAAAUGCCUGCUGAGAAAGAUGAGAACUGUGACCCCAAGACCCAGGAUGGGCAGGAUAGCCAGAGUCGGUACAGCAAGCGGAGGAUCAGGAGGUCCGUCAAACUUAAAGAUUACAAACUUGUCGGGGAUGAAGACGAGCAGGGUUCAGCCAAAAGGGUCUGUGGAAGGAGAAAGCGCCCCGGUGGCCCCGAGGCCUGCUGUAAGGACUGUGGCAAAGUGUUUAAGUAUAAUCACUUUUUGGCAAUCCACCAGAGGAGCCACACGGGGGAGCGACCUUUCAAAUGUAAUGAGUGUGGAAAAGGCUUUGCCCAGAAGCACUCCCUGCAGGUCCACACCCGGAUGCACACAGGCGAGCGGCCCUACACCUGCACCGUGUGCAGCAAGGCUCUCACCACCAAGCACUCGCUGCUGGAGCACAUGAGCCUGCAUUCAGGACAGAAGUCUUUCACCUGUGAUCAGUGUGGAAAAUAUUUUAGCCAGAAAAGACAACUGAAGAGCCAUUACCGAGUCCAUACAGGCCACUCAUUACCGGAAUGCAACCACUGCCAUCGCAAAUUCAUGGAUGUGUCUCAGCUAAAGAAACAUCUGCGAACACACACAGGUUCUGUGAAAGUUAACUCAGCCGUUGAACACCCAUUCACGGCACCGCUCCUGGGUCCCGAGGACACAGCGGCGAGUGGGGUGGCCAGAGCCCCUGCUGCUGAGGGCUGCUGUCUGACCAGGGAGGGCAGAGAACACAUGGCUGCCUGGCAGGUGAGAAGCCAUUUACCUGUGAAAUCUGUGGCAAAUCUUUCACAGCAAAGAGUUCCCUUCAGACCCACAUCAGAAUCCAUAGAGGAGAAAAGCCAUACUCCUGUGGCAUAUGUGGCAAAUCCUUCUCUGACUCCAGUGCCAAGAGGAGACACUGCAUCCUGCAUACGGGCAAAAAGCCUUUCUCGUGCCCUGAGUGUAACUUACAGUUUGCUCGCUUAGACAACUUGAAGGCUCACCUGAAAAUCCACAGCAAAGAAAAACCGGCCUCAGAUGCCAGCAGCGUUUCUGGCAGUAAUAAUACCGAAGAGGUCAGGAAUAUUCUUCAGCUGCAACCGUAUCAGCUCUCUGCAUCUGGAGAGCAGGAAAUUCAGCUUCUGGUGACCAACUCCGUGCAUAACCUCAACUUCAUGCCCGGCGCUAGCCAGGGAAUUAGCAUCGUCACUGCAGAAAGCUCUCAGAACAUGACCCCGGACCAGGCUGCGAAUCUCACCCUGCUUGCGCAGCAGCCGGAACACCUGCAGAAUUUAAUCCUUUCGGCCCAACAGGAGCAAUCAGAGCAUAUGCAGGGCCUCAACAUGAUUGAAAGCCCGAUGGAACCCUCGCAGAGCGAGCCCGUGCACGUCAUCACUCUGUCCAAGGAAACCCUGGAACAUCUUCACGCCCAUCAAGAGCCAACAGGGGAGCUCGGCUUAGCGAGCGCUUCAGACCCGGCUCAGCACCUGCAGCUGACACCAGAGCCUGCUGCGCCGCCACCCACACCGCUGAGCCAGGAGCAGAGCUGACCUGUGUGCACGUGUCACCUGUGGGGCCCUUCCCCGCCGGCUGCCUCUGACCGUGUGCUGGAAGGCAGGCUUUCUGUGACGCUCACAUCCAGAGCCUUCCACACCCCAGCUAGCUCACGGUUCUGUGCUUUCCACCUGGGCAACAAGGUGUGUGAUUUGUGUCGUGUAGGGCGUCCUGAUUGGAUUUAGCAUUCAGUAUCGAUGAAUGGUUUUCAUUUUCCUCUACUACGUCCCUUAAAGUCUUGGGUCCUUUCUGUUUGGAGGCAUUGAAUUAGACUUCUCGAAGUCUCCAAUGCUCGAGGCCGCAGGCUCUGGUCUUGCAGACUUUGCUAUUUAUAUUUUUUUAGAACAAAGGAAGUCGUACGUUGGUUGAAUUGGGUAGAAUGGUUUGUUCUACUUCUUUUUUUCUGUUCGGCAGCAUGAUUGCUUCUACAGAUAAGUCAGGGCUGAAUAUGACAGAUGACGAUCUUGGAGAAUCUGUCCUUUUUUAAUAUCUGCUAAUCCCCUAAGAGUAACUGUCAACAUUUAAUCUCUCUGGUACAGUGGGCUGCUUGUGUCAUGCUUGAGAUAGAUUCAAAGACAUAAACUGAAAGUCUGUUUUAACUCAAAAUGAAUAUCACAAGGAAGUCAAAAAAGUACAAGGUUAUUUUAAAAAUUCUGAACUCUUCUGAGAAACAUGGAUUUACAUAUUUUUUGGAUUUACAUAUUUUUUUAAAAGCAGGUUACUGAAAAUUUAAAAGUCUAAUUAAAGUGUGAAAUUGGAUCAAGAGACAUUCAACCCAUAAAUUCUGAAUUUUUGUCAGCAGUGAUACUUGUUCUUCCUCAUGAAGUUAAACUAUCUCAGUUACCCUGGAAUAUAAAAUUUUAUUCAGUGUAAUUUAAGUGUCAAAUAUACUCUACUGAAUUCUAAUUGAUCCUGAAAAUGA
This is a messenger RNA of Canis lupus familiaris (dog), 3453 nucleotides long. It is a transcript of the gene ZBTB24, whose product is annotated as zinc finger and BTB domain containing 24. NCBI's taxonomy places the organism in Eukaryota, Metazoa, Chordata, Mammalia, Carnivora, Canidae. The coding region runs from base 303 to 1964 and encodes 553 amino acids. Gene Ontology annotation, cellular component: nucleus. Gene Ontology annotation, molecular function: DNA-binding transcription factor activity, RNA polymerase II-specific; RNA polymerase II cis-regulatory region sequence-specific DNA binding; protein binding. The transcript is spliced from 9 exons. The record is from RefSeq and is a predicted model, not a curated record. Gene Ontology annotation, biological process: regulation of transcription by RNA polymerase II.